AGGCGAGGAAUUCAAAUCGUAAAGCUGUCGAAUACGAGCACAGUAGUCGGAGCCCCGGAUCCGGAUAUAUAUCAUUUUCUCUUCCUACUUUCUUCCUUCUUCAUAAUACCCUAAAACCCUAAAACUGAGGCAUCCCGGUUUCUUCGUCAAGGACUUGAACCCUAGCUCCAAGCCUUCGGGCCUCUGUCCAAGCCUCCUAGCUUUUUGGCCGGACAUCUCAGCCUUUACCGACGGCGAUCUUGGCUUUUGCCGGAGGCUCGAGGGCUCUUCUUUGCUCGAGUCCCUUCCUGUUCGCCGGACAUCUUACCCUAGCACACACGACCACCUCCUCCCAGCCUCUUCUCUCUCGAAGGCUCUUCUUUGCUCAACUGUUCUGUAACUCUCAAAUAACCAACCGCACAAGAGGAGAGAGUUUUUAAUGGCGCUGUACCUCCUGCACGAGUCGGCCUCCGCUUUUUCGCUUUUUCUAGCUCAUGGGCUUGAUGAGAUCGGGCAGAACACAGAGGCCGUUAGGAAUUCAGUGUCUGAUCUCAAUCGGUUUGGUAAAGUUGUGAAGCUUACUGCUUUUCAGCCUUUUGAAUCGGCUCUUGAUGCCCUCAAACAAUGCAACUCGGUCUCUGAAGGGCUUAUGACUGAUGAAUUGAGGAGCUUUUUGGAGCUUAAUCUCCCAAAAGUCAAGGAGGGAAAGAAACCUAAGUUCAGUUUAGGUGUGUCAGAGCCUAAGAUUGGUUCACACAUAUAUGAAGUUACCAAUAUUCCUUGUCAAAGCAAUGAGUUUGUGCUCGAGCUUCUUCGUGGGGUUCGGUUGCAUAUUGAUAGGUUUAUCAAGGACCUAAAGCCUGGUGAUCUAGAAAAGGCACAACUUGGUUUGGGUCACAGUUACAGUAGGGCAAAGGUCAAAUUCAAUGUUAACCGAGUUGACAACAUGGUUAUCCAGGCCAUCUUCCUCCUUGAUACUCUUGACAAAGACAUAAAUUCUUUCUCUAUGAGAGUCAGAGAAUGGUACUCCUGGCAUUUUCCUGAAUUAGUGAAGAUUGUCAAUGAUAACUAUCUCUAUGCGAAGAUUGCGACGUAUGUGGAGAACAAAUCAGAGUUAAAUGAAGACAAGAUCCCAGGCUUGACUGACAUAAUUGGAGAUGAAGAUAAAGCCAAGGAGAUUGUAGAAGCUGCAAAAGCUUCAAUGGGACAGGAUUUAUCGCCAAUUGAUCUGAUUAAUGUGAAGCAAUGUGCUCAAAGGGUAAUGGACCUCUCAGAGUACCGGAGGAAGCUUUAUGACUAUCUAGUUACUAAGAUGAAUGACAUUGCACCCAAUUUGGCAUCUCUAAUUGGCGAAGUUGUUGGGGCACGCUUGAUUUCUCGUGCUGGUAGUCUCACAAAUCUGGCGAAGUGCCCAUCUUCUACACUUCAGAUCCUUGGUGCAGAGAAGGCUCUUUUCAGGGCAUUGAAAACUCGGGGAAACACACCAAAGUAUGGUUUAAUUUUUCAUUCCUCCUUCAUUGGUCGAGCAUCUGCUCGAAACAAAGGUCGAAUGGCUCGUUAUCUUGCAAACAAGUGCUCCAUUGCAUCUCGCAUUGAUUGCUUCUUAGAUGGGAAUACCACUGCCUUUGGGGAGAAACUCCGUGAACAAGUUGAGGAACGGCUGGACUUUUAUGACAAGGGUGUUGCACCUCGCAAAAACAUUGAUGUAAUGAAAGCUGCAAUUGACAGUGCUCAAAAUAAAGAAACAGAUAUGGAUGUAGAGGCAUCUGAACCUUCUGUAAAGAAGAGCAAGAAAAAGAAAUCCAAGAAAGGAAACGAUGACCUAAUGGCAGAGGAUAACCCCGAGGCCAAUGCAAAUGGAGAUGCGUCUGUGGAUCCCAAAUCUGAAAAGAAGAAGAAGAAGAAGCGAAAACUAGAGCAGGAGUCUGAGCCGGUGCAGGAUCAGGCCCCCCCAAGCUCAAAUGGAGCGAAUGGGUUCAAUGCUGAGGAAGGAUCAACAAAGAAGAAAAAGAAGAAGAGUAAAGCUGAAGAUGGAGAAGAACUCCAGGUUGAUGGCGAAGGUAAGAUGAAGAAGAAGAAAAAGAAGUCGAAAAGCGAAGAGGAAGAGUGAAGUAGCAGGAUUUGUAUUUUAUUAAGGUUAAAAACUAUGUAGAUAUUUGUUAGAAUUUUGCUUCGUUUUCAUGUAUGCUGAGAUUCUUAAAUUGAAUGAGCCUGUCUCCCUUUAGCCAUCACAAA
This is a messenger RNA of Malania oleifera, 2214 nucleotides long. RefSeq names its product nucleolar protein 56-like. Lineage: Eukaryota; Viridiplantae; Streptophyta; Magnoliopsida; Santalales; Ximeniaceae. The transcript is spliced from 9 exons. Gene Ontology annotation, molecular function: snoRNA binding. Bases 419 to 2089 code for a protein of 556 amino acids. Gene Ontology annotation, cellular component: box C/D methylation guide snoRNP complex; small-subunit processome. The record is from RefSeq and is a predicted model, not a curated record.